CAUCUGUACCACUUUAUCUAAACCUGUUCUCCUCACUCACACCAGCUGUGCCACCCUCUCUCCAGUCAUCUAUUCCUCCUCGGAUCAUCACUGGUGAAAUUAAGCUGCUGUCCUGUUUGACAAGGGCACACUGCCUGGCAUUUGUACAGAGAGACGACAUGGGGACUGAAGGCAAGGUUAUUAAGUGUAAGGCGGCGGUGGCUUGGGAGCCACGGAAGCCUCUUUCAGUCGAAGAGGUGGAGGUGGCCCCUCCCAAAGCCCAUGAGGUCCGCAUUAAGAUUGUGGCCACUGGGGUGUGCCACAGUGACUUAGCAGUCCUGAGAGAAACACCACUCCCACAAGGUGGAAUGCACACCUUCCCGAUCCUCCUGGGACAUGAGGCAGCUGGCAUAGUGGAAAGCAUCGGGCCCGGGGUCACCAAAUUCUCCAAAGGAGACGCGGUCAUCCCUCUUUUUGUGGCUCAGUGUGGGGAGUGUGAAUACUGCCUGUCUCCAAAAACAAACAUGUGCAAGACACACUGGGAGGAAUUUCUGAAGGGGGUACUUUUCGAUGGGACCAGCCGGAUCACCUGUCAAGGGAAGGAGAUUUAUCAGUUCUUUGCCUUGGGUACUUUCUCAGAGUACACUGUUGUCCCCGAAAUCUCACUGACCAAAAUCCGGAAGGACGCCCCCCUGGACAAAGUCUGCCUGUUGGGGUGUGGGAUCUCCACGGGAUACGGGGCCGCCAUCAACUCUGCCAAGGUGGAGCCUGGGUCCACGUGCGCGGUGUUCGGUUUGGGGGCCAUUGGUUUGGCGGCAGUGAUGGGGUGUAAAGCAGCUGGGGCAUCCAGGAUCUUUGCUGUGGACAUCAACAAGGACAAGUUCCCCAAGGCCGAACUGUUGGGGGCGACUGACUUUGUCAACCCCAAGGACUACGAGAAGCCCAUCAGCCAGGUGCUGGCAGAGAUGACCAAUGGAGGGGUGGACUUCGCCUUGGAGUGUGUCGGCAGUGUGGAAGUGAUGAGAGCUGCUCUGGAGUCUUGUUGUAAUGCCUGGGGGACCUGUGUGAUCGUGGGGUACGUUCAGGAGAAAGACAUGACCUUGGCACCCUUAAGCCUCCUGCUGGGCCGUACACUGAAGGGAACUUUCUUUGGGGGAUGGAAGAGUGUGGAGAGUGUGCCCAAGCUGGUCGAUGACUACAUGAACAAGAAGCUCAAGGUGGACGAGUUUGUGACCCACAACCUUCCCCUGAAAGAGAUUAAUGAGGGUUUUGACCUCAUGACAAGUGGGAAAAGCAUUCGAACGGUCAUCAAAAUGACCUAAAAGAGGCAGGCUGAAGAGAGAUGGCUCCCCCAACCCACACCCUGAUGGCUCCACCAUGACUGAAGCCACAAUCAUAUACAUGAACUCAAAUGGCAGUUCUGAUGACUAUGGCACAGUAGUAGAUAAUUAUUAACAGAAAUACACUGACUUUGGACGACCCUCCCUGCCUGUGAUUUGAUAAGAAAUAAUCCCUUUGCUGUGACCCCACAAUUAAAGAAUGCAAAGCAUGGAGAAGGAGAGAAAAGGUUGUACAUGAAAAUGACUCUCAGAUUCUAUAAGCAGUGAGAACAUGUGUGUUGCAGCAAUGAAGUGGCCAUUCUGCCAAUUCAGACGCUUUGGUUUCAUGUUGCAUCUGCAAAUGUUUGCUAAAUGAUUAUCCAUUACAUUACAUUACAUUACGUGGCAUUUAGCAGACGCUCUUAUCCAGAGCGACGUACAACAAAGUGCAAAUCAAACACAAGACUAUCCAGUGUGUUUUGUAACUGGAUAUUUUGGGAGGGCUACUAGUAGGCAUAUUCAGCUAACCUUUAAACAUGGCUCACAGUCUGGACCCAAUCCAAGCGCAUUGUUCACUUGCACAGACACUUACACUCUUUAUCUAUCUAUGGAGCAGCAUGGUUACUGAAGGAAUUCACAUUAUGUACCUUGCUUUAGGCUGACACACCCGGGCUCCAGCGUGAUCAAACCCACAACCUCACAGUCUCAAGCUCUGUUCACUUAGCAUUACGCUACACUUUCAAUCUAAUUCCCCUGAGUGUAGCAAUGCCAGGGCUCACUGAAGAGUCUGUCGCUGAGCCAAAUACUCACCUUAGAACUCUUAACAAUCAAUGUUCUGUCUCUCCUGCUUUUGAAGCUGAAAUGUUCCAGUUUAAGGCAUUUUAUGAGUAUUCUUGAAGAGGCAGCCAUGUCUUAUGAAGAAACAUCCAUUGCUGCAGUAUUGUCCUUAGUUAUGGCCUCUUCAAGAAUAAUUAUAAGACGCAUCAAACUGGAACAGUUCAUCUUCAAUGGCAGGGGGACAGAACUUUCAUCAUAAAGGGGUUGGAGCUCAGCGUCUGGCUUGUCUACAUAAUCUGUAAUGACCCCUGACAUUCUUACACUCUGGUAUUUCAGCAUUCAAAUGUGCUGAACGGGUGACUGCUGUGAGAUGGCUGCCCCCUAGUGUGCCACCCAAGACACUGCAAGCAGCACACUCCUUUCAGAGCAUCUAAAUUAAGAUCACUGGGGAGCCGCAUUCAUUUCAUCCCUGGUUUUGCUCUUGGUGUCUUGGGUUGCUCCGUAUGUUCCUUUUGUUACUGCCACCUACUGUUCAAGAGAAUACAACACAGUCAUUAUGUACCCAACUCUGUUCCUGAAAAUCUACCAUCCUGUAGGUUUUCAUUUUAACAUUACAUUGGCACACCUGAUUCUACUUAUCAAUGGAACUUGAGAUUCCAGCAGCUCAACCUAUCACUACGCUAGCUGAUUUCAGUUUCCGCUCUGGUUGAAGGUGUGUUAUUUAUUGAAAUCAGCAGGGGCACUGAUUGGUUAGAAUGAAAACCUGCAUACUCUCAGCCCAUCAUGGCACAUGAUUGGGCACCCCUGCUCUAGCUGUUGAAUGAGUUUUGCUUUGUUUGAUGAAAAGACAAUGCUCGUCAAUACAGGACUAUUUCUCCCAUCAUUGUGCUGCCUCUGUGUAAUUCAUACCUUAGCGGAAUGCUCCCAGAACUGAUGAGUUGAAAUAGGACUGUGUAAACCAUGGUGUCUUUAGAUAGCUAAUGUUGUGGGAAAUAGUUUGGUGUCAUUGGUGGUGUAGUACACUGGUUGCUGAAUAAAGAUCUUGUUGGAAUAAACCACAGAUAAUGCAAGUUACCUGUGAGUCAGCAUCCAGCUGUGAUACAAAGCUUAA
This is a messenger RNA of Conger conger (European conger), 3186 nucleotides long. RefSeq names its product alcohol dehydrogenase class-3-like. The transcript is spliced from 10 exons. The record is from RefSeq and is a predicted model, not a curated record. Lineage: Eukaryota; Metazoa; Chordata; Actinopteri; Anguilliformes; Congridae. Gene Ontology annotation, molecular function: zinc ion binding; S-(hydroxymethyl)glutathione dehydrogenase [NAD(P)+] activity. The coding region runs from base 159 to 1301 and encodes 380 amino acids. Gene Ontology annotation, biological process: formaldehyde catabolic process. Gene Ontology annotation, cellular component: cytosol.